This is a messenger RNA of Anopheles arabiensis, 4875 nucleotides long. It is a transcript of the gene Sec31, whose product is annotated as protein transport protein Sec31A. Gene Ontology annotation, cellular component: endoplasmic reticulum exit site; COPII vesicle coat. The record is from RefSeq and is a predicted model, not a curated record. The transcript is spliced from 11 exons. Bases 158 to 4270 code for a protein of 1370 amino acids. Gene Ontology annotation, biological process: endoplasmic reticulum organization; endoplasmic reticulum to Golgi vesicle-mediated transport; intracellular protein transport. Gene Ontology annotation, molecular function: structural molecule activity; protein binding. Lineage: Eukaryota; Metazoa; Arthropoda; Insecta; Diptera; Culicidae.
ACGUGUAUUAUUUUGCCGCAAAGAACUUUUCGGACACACAGCUACGUACGUUCUGUGGGUGGAAUCGUAAAUCGGCCGAAAACGGGUCGAAAUUCGUGUGUGAAUUGUCGUUCUAGUGUUUAACUGUGUGCAGUCAAUUAAUUAAGCGGAGAUCACCAUGAAGGUGAAGGAGCUGCAGAAGAUGGUGAAUGUGGCGUGGUCGCCGGCCCAGCAGGCCCCGAUCAUGCUGGCCGCCGGUACGGCCGCACAGCAGCUGGACGCAUCGUUCAGCACGACGGCCGCCCUGGAGCUGUACUCGAUCAAUCUGGCCGAUCCGAGCUACGAUCUGGAGCUGAAGGGCAGCCAGCCGAGCACACACCGCUUCCACAAGCUGCUCUGGUCCCCGCUGGCGCCCGCUGGUGGCGGCGAGCCGGCGGCGACGACCGGCGCUAGCCCCAGCGGGCUGAUCACCGGCGGCUGCGAGAGUGGCGUGCUGCAGGUGUACAACGUGGCCCAGCUGUUAGCGGGACAGAACGCGCUGGUCGCGCAGCAGGAAAAGCACCAGGGCGCGGUCCGCAGCCUCGACUACAACCCCUUCCAGCACAAUCUGGUCGCGAGCGGUGCCUCGGAGUCGGAAAUUUUCAUCUGGGAUCUCAACAACACGGCCGUACCGAUGAGCCCGGGCGCCAAGGUGACGCCGCACGAGGACGUGCAGGGGCUGGCGUGGAACCGGCAGGUGCAGCACAUACUCGCGUCCGUGUUUCCGUCGCGCUGCGUGAUCUGGGAUCUGCGCAAGAACGAGCCGAUCAUCAAGCUGAGCGACACGCAGUCGCGCAUCCGCUGGCGGGUCGCCCAGUGGCACCCGGAGGUGGCGACGCAGCUGUGGCUCGCCAGCGAGGAGGACCAGUCGCCGACGGUGCAGCUGUGGGAUCUGCGGUACGCGACCGCACCGGCCAAAACGUUCCAGAUACACCAUCGGGGCGUGCUCGGGCUGACCUGGUGCCCGAAGGAUCACGAUCUGGUGGCGUCGUGCGGGAAGGACAACCGCAUCAUCUGCUGGAACCAGAACACGGAGGACCCGAACGGCGAGAUACUGUCCGAGCUGGCGACGACGAACCAGUGGAACUUCGAUGUGGCCUGGUGUCCCCGCAAUCCGGCCCUGCUGGCCGGCUCGAGCUUCGACGGGAACGUGACGAUCUACUCGAUACACGGCGGCGUGCACCAGCAGGUGCAGACGAGCAACAAGAUUGCCGACUCGUUCCCGGGCAUGGAGCACAUUGGGCACGAGCCGAGCCAAUCGGUGCCGGUACAGUCGCACGGUCCGGUGGCGAACGAUCUGAAGCGCCCGCCGCGCUGGAUGAGGAGGCCGGCCGGUGCCUGCUUUGGGUUCGGUGGAAAACUAGUCACCUUCAAUGGGGCGAGCCGCACGGUGACGAUCAAUCAGGUCAUUACCGAUCCGGAGCUGGUGGAACGGUCCAACCAGCUCGAGCGGGUGCUAAGCGAGGGCAACUUUGCCGACUACUGCCGGCAGAAGGCGGACCAAACGAACGAUCAGCAUUCCCGGUUCAUGUGGUACUUCCUGAAGGCAAACUUUGAGGAUGAUCCGCACGCGGAAAUGCUCAAUCUGCUUGGCUACCAGGCAGACGAUACGGCCAAUAAGUUUAAAAAGUACGUCGUCGAUGGACCGAAGGGAGACGAAUCGAACCCGGUCGAUGGGCUGACCGAUCAGAUGGCCGGUCUUAGUCGGAAUUAUUCAACCGAAACGGAAACCAGUACGGACGAUAGUACUGAUCUAUCGAUGACGGAUAAUAACGCUGUGUUCGACGCGAUUGCCGCCGGCAAUCAGGCAACGGAUGGGCAGAACGCCUCCACCACCAGCAAACAGAACGGCACCGGUGGUGGUGAAAUUCCGUACAAAAUCCGUACCGGUCAGGAUAAGGAGGGUUUGAUUUGUGAGGCACUGCUCACCGGCAACCUGGAGGCAGCGAUCGAGCUGUGCAUGCAGACGGGCAAGACAAGCGAAGCGUUGAUCCUCGCCAUGAACAGUGGUUCGGAUUUGCUGGCCAAGGUACAGUACCGCUACCUGCGGGACAACGAAAACUAUCUGUCCAACCUGAUCUCCGCGCUGGUGCUGUGCGAUUGGACCGGUGUCGUGACGCAGUGCACGAUCGACUCGUGGAAGGAGGCGCUGGUGGCCGCCAUCACGCACUGCAAGCACCAGCUGCCGCUGCUCUGCGAACGGUUGGGCGAGCGGCUGCAGGGGGAAGCGGUCAGCAAUGCCGAUCUGGCCCGGAAUGCCAUUCUGUGCUACAUUUGUGCCGGCAGCACUGAGCGGCUGGUCGAAGCGUGGCAGCUGUCGAAGGGCGGUCAGCCGAGCAGCGACCCGGCGACCGGUGAGGAUGAGCUGGAUAAGAACAACAACAGCAACCGGGACCUGCAGGAGCUGGUGGAGGUGUCGAUGCUGCUGCAAAAGGCGCUGGAGAAGCAGGGCCGCUCGGCACCGGCUGUCGGCAAGCUGGCCGAUCUGUUGUCGCAGUACGCAAGGUUGCUGGCGGCGCAGGGUUCGCUACCAUCUGCGCUAACGUAUCUGGGCAAUUCGACCGACCCGGAGAUGGAAGAGCUUCGGGAGCGUCUCUAUUACGCCCUUGGACACAAAACUUACACGCCGGCUGCAUCGACAAGACCACAGUACGCUUCCCAGCAGCAGCAGCAGCAGCAGCAACAGCCACCCUUCAAUCCAAUGUUCCCCACGAUCGGCCAAGCGGCCAAGAUGAAGGCGUACGGUCAAUCGAUGCCGCCAGCCCCGAUGCCAACGCUCAAUCCGGUGUCCACGAUGCCCCAGCAGCCGAGCUGGUCCACCUCACCGUUCCAGCAGCCGCCGAUGGGUAUGCCCCCGGCAGCGGCCCCUGUUGCACCGCCACCGCUAGCCUCGAAACCGCCCGUUGGGCCACCGCCACCGGCCACCGGGAACGAUCUUUCGCAACCUCCGCGACCCUCCAGCGUUAGCUCGCAGUCGGGCGGCGGCACUCUAAGCCGCGCCAAGUACGUGCUCGAUCCGUCGGUCACGUCCGGUCCGAACUAUGGCCAAACGAACGCAAACUUCUACAACCCGAUGGCUUACCAGCCCCAGCAGCCCGCCAGCAAUGCACCGGCGCAGCCACCGAGCUUCUACAAUCCGGCCCAGGCGGCGCAGAACAACAACUUUAAACCGUUUACACCGGCACCGCUAGUACAGGCGUCACCAUAUCUUCCCGGUGUGUCUCCGCUGGACGUUACGCAGCAGCAGCAACAACAGCAGCCCGGCAUGGGAUAUCCACCACCGCCGUCGCAAGCUGCCGGCCCUCCAAUGGGCAACGUGCAGAGGAAUCCGACGCCACCACCUGGCUGGAACGAUCCGCCAGCGCUGAAGAGCUCUAGCAGACCUCAGUAUUGCGAGCAGUACGAAAUGUCCGCCGUCCAUGCCGGCACCAGACGAUGGCGCCGCAUUAUCGAAUCGCACACGAACGAUCAUUCGAACCGUUCCUCGCCGCAGCCCAAGGCGGAACCGAGCAUUAUGGCACCGAUCACGUCACCACUGCCGGGCGGUUUGGCCCCAUCGAACGGUUACCCCGAUCCGAACAGUAACUACAUGCAGGGCAACACCGGUCAGCAGUACAUGGCAGCACCACAGCAGCCCACCGCCACCAUGUACAACCCGGCGAUGGGGAUGGGUGGCCAACAGCCGCCGGUAGCACCGCCCCAGUCGACGAUCAACUAUCAAAACUUCCAGCCAACGCUAGCACCAUCCACGUACCAGCAGCCGACGUUGGUCGGCACGGGCCAGACGGGUGUCGUUGGUGGCGGCGUGUAUUAUCCGGGCGCACAGCCGAUGGAUGGUGGUGCGAUGCAGCAGCAGCAACAGCCACCCGUUGCAGCACCGGCCGCACCGGAACCACCGAAGCAAAAGCCACCGCUACCGGAGCAGUACGUGUUCAUGCAGACAGUAUUCGAGGAGCUGAAGAAGCAGUGCGUCGCAUCGGCAGGCAAUCCGCAAACGAAACGGAAGCUGGAAGAUGUCUCGAAACGGCUCGAAAUGUUGUACGAUUUGCUGCGAGAGAAUCGGCUCUCGCAAAACACUCUCAACUCGCUGAACCAGCUGGUGGCCCUGGUACAGGCUGGCGACUACGCCAACGGUAUCGGGCUCCACACGCAGAUGGUGUCCGGGCCGGACUUUGCCCAGAUCGCCAGCUUCAUGCCCGGCAUUAAGGUGCUGCUCCAGUCGGCGAUGCAGCUGCAGGUCUACCUCCGAUAAGGCCGUUCAGUUUAGAAAUGCAUUUUCUCUCAAUGCGCGCGCCCGCCGUAUUGCAAUACAGGGAGAUUUUCCAGGAGUUCUCAAAGCUGUGCGAUACCUUAUUGACUCUUUCCUAUUGGAAAUGAACUUUAUAAGUUGAAAAUUGGAAUCUAUGGCAUCCUUGUUGAACAAAUCCAAUAGGAGAUUUCAAGGAACCUGUCCUAUAAGGGUGCCAUAGAGUCAAAUUUUCAAACGUAUGAAGUUCAUUUCCAAUAAGAAUCAAGGAAGUGUCCCACAACUAUAGGAAUCCCUGGAAAACCCUGUAAUUGUUGGUGUAUUUAAUUGUUCGAUGAAAAAAAAGCGUGCGCCAUUAUCCAUUAUCGAUUCUCGCGAUCAUGAUCGUGAUGCAUCAGAUUGAUCUAUAGUAAUGCUUAUUUCUGUUUGAGGAUGGGGAGGGCAUUAGUUUAUUAUUACAAGCAAACAGAAAAAAAACAACAACAUACGUGUAUAAUCCCGUGCUCUAAUGUUUAGUUUUUGAUAACCCGAAAUGAAUAAAACCAUCUAUUUACAUUAUGCUAUGAUUAUAAUACCUAACAAAGUAUAGCGAAAAGAGUGUUACGAAACAA